This is a messenger RNA of Otolemur garnettii (small-eared galago), 1599 nucleotides long. RefSeq names its product MAP3K12 binding inhibitory protein 1 (gene MBIP). Bases 81 to 1115 code for a protein of 344 amino acids. Lineage: Eukaryota; Metazoa; Chordata; Mammalia; Primates; Galagidae. Gene Ontology annotation, cellular component: cytosol. The record is from RefSeq and is a predicted model, not a curated record. The transcript has 9 exons.
AGCGACGAAAGCAGGAGAGGGAGGGGGUGGGGUCGAAUGCGAACCUUGGUGGUGGUGGUGGAGCGGCCUGCGAAGGUACCAUGGCUGCUGUCACAGAGCUUAGUUGCCCGAGGAGCGAUGACAGUAUGUUGGAGCGAAGCUGUAGCCCCAACCUCUCCCAAGAGGUGCUUUGCGAAGUCUUUCGCUCCUUGCACGCCCUGGCUGAAAAGCUGAGCCUCAGAGAUGAUGUGGUGAAAAUGACAAUCGAUUGGAACAAGCUCCAGAGCCUCUCAGCAUUCCAGCCUGCAUUGCUUUUUAGUGCACUUGAGCAACACAUUUUAUAUUUACAGCCUUUUUUAGCAAAACUUCAACCUUUGAUUAAAGAGGAGAAUACAACUGCUAUUGAAGACAUAGGAAAAACAGAAAUGGGGAGCAAGAGUGAAAUAAAUGCCAAAUUUUCCAUCGGCACCCUGCAAGAGGAAGAAAAGCACAAAGAUUGUGAUUUAGGAGAUGUGAAAAAGACACAGAUCCAUUUUGAUCCAGAAGUAGUUCAAAUAAAAGCUGGAAAAGCAGAAAUUGACAGACGAAUAUCUGCGUUUAUUGAAAGAAAGCAAGCUGAAAUCAAUGAAAACAACGUCAGGGAAUUUUGCAAUGUUAUUGAUUGUAAUCAAGAAAAUAGUUGUGCAAGAACUGAUGCCGUUUUUACCCCUUAUCCUGGAUUUAAAAGUCACGUUAAGGUUUCUAGAGUUGUGAAUACAUAUGGACCACAGACUAGAUCAGAAGGAAUUCAAGGAUCCGUUCAUAAACCUAACAACAUACUUCGAGAUUGUGGGAAUCAGGCCGUAGAAGAACGGCUGCAGAAUAUUGAGGCUCACUUGCGAUUACAGACAGGUGGUCCCGUGCCAAGAGACAUUUAUCAGCGAAUUAAAAAACUUGAAGAUAAAAUUCUUGAAUUGGAAGGCCUCUCUCCUGAAUAUUUUCAAUCUGUAAACUUUUCUGGAAAAAGAAGAAAAGUUCAACCACCUCAACAGAACUAUUCAUUGGUUGAACUUGAUGAGAAAAUUAGUGCCCUCAAACAAGCCCUCCUCAGAAAAUCAAGAGAAGCAGACUCCAUGGCAACUCACCACCUUCCAUGAAAAACUCUCAUCCUUGUCAUUUUACUUUUUUUAUAAAUGUGUAUCACUUAUACUGUAAUUAAUUAAACGAUAUCUAUUUGUCAAUGUAGACUUCUCUGUGAAGUCAAGGUUUAUUUUCAUAUGAGUCCAGCUUACUGAAAGUAAUCUUCAGAUAUUCUAGUGCAGCGGUUCUCAACCUGUGGGUCGCGGGCCACAGGAACUAUAUUAAAGGCCAUGGCAUUAGGAAGGUUAGAACAACUGUUCUAGUGAGUUUUGGAAUAACAAAUGCAUUGAAAAUAGCAUUGUUGCAAUUUAUUCCCUUCUGUUUUAAAGAAGGUGUUUGGAAAUUGAAGAAUAGGUCCAUCUUUUUCCUUUUGUGGACCACAGAAAGGAAGAUUUUGUUUUGAUAGUGAUAUUUAAAAGGACUUAAAAAUACUGCUGUUAACUAGCUUAUUGGUUUAAAUCAGUACUUUGCAUAUAAUAGGCAUUCAAUAAAAACUUACUG